Molecule: messenger RNA, 1011 nt
Organism: Humulus lupulus (European hop)
Lineage: Eukaryota; Viridiplantae; Streptophyta; Magnoliopsida; Rosales; Cannabaceae
Product: ycf20-like protein
Exons: 3
Coding region: 270-896 (208 amino acids)
Source: RefSeq, a predicted model, not a curated record
UUUUUCUUUUGAGUUUAUUAUCAGUGAAUUUUCAUUUUUUUUUUAAUUCUGACAUAGAGAUUGCUGCAACGGAACGACAGAGUUCAAUGUCUUCUAAACAUUUGGAUACGGCAGCUUCAAAUCAAAUUUAAGAUAAUGGGUAUCGUAGAAUGAAUGACCCUCAAAAUGGUAAAGCUCUUACUCCGCUUUGCUAAUUGCCGAUUCUGGUUAAGGCACAGUACCCAAUCGUUUACCUCCCACUAAUAUUGCCUCCUUCUCAUUCAAGGUUCAUGGCAUGUCAUAUGAGAAGUAUAAUGUACCAUUCGGGUUUUUUGAUGAUGGAGAAUGAAGUUUCUGAAAGGUCUUGCAUUACUGCUGCAACUUGCAACUUUUGUAGCUGGUGUAAUGAACCAAGUUUCAGUGCACAAAAUAAAAGGAUAGACUUAAUGGCUGCACCUUUUCUCCAAAGGAGCUUUUUGACAAAAAAAAAAGAGUGGAAAGUUGCCUUUGCUUUAGACACUGGCGGGGUCUCCGGAAAUGGUGACCAAGAGGGCGUCAACGGUGACAGUUCCAAUCUUGGCCGGACUCGUUUGGGUAGGAUAGUGAGUGCAGGUGGCAGACAGCUAUUGGCGAAGCUGAAUUCUGCUAGAAAGAACUUUCCCAUGAAGAUAUUUCUGGUUCUGUUGGGUUUCUACACAGCAAAUGCACUGGCUACAAUUCUUGGUCAGACGGGUGAUUGGGAUGUUCUAGUUGCCGGCAUUGUGGUAGCUGCCAUUGAAGGUAUUGGCAUGCUUAUGUAUAGAAAGCUACCUUCUCUUUCAAAGGGAAGGUUGCAGUCUUUUGUUGUGAUGAUGAACUACUGGAAAGCUGGUGUGUGUUUAGGACUUUUUGUGGAUGCUUUCAAACUAGGUAGCUAGAUUAUACUUUUUCUUCAUCUUUUUUUUUCAAGUUAUAUGCAUUUGUUGUUGUUCCUAAGGUGUUCAAGGGUGUGAAUACUCCCAUUUAGCAAAUAAGAAUUUAGAUUUUUAACCA